Molecule: messenger RNA, 990 nt
Organism: Arabidopsis thaliana (thale cress)
Lineage: Eukaryota; Viridiplantae; Streptophyta; Magnoliopsida; Brassicales; Brassicaceae
Product: cytomegalovirus UL139 protein
Exons: 5
Coding region: 34-522 (162 amino acids)
Source: RefSeq, marked reviewed
AGAGUUGAAAAUUCAAAUUCUCUCUCUCUAGCUAUGGCGCUUUCUUCAGCUUUCAAGGAGAGGCUCGAUCAAAUGGAGUUCACCAGAAACCAACGACUCAAUCUUCUCCAGGCGGAGAAAGAACUACAAGUGAACAAAGCACAGAUUUUAGCAUCGAAGCACGCAACUAUACAAUCCAUUGAACGCAGAUGUUUGAUGCUAGAACAGAAAAUAGCAGCACAAAACCUGAAGAUCACAAUUCUCAGAUCUAACAUCGAUGAUCUCGACUCCAAAUACCACAGCUAUAUACAACAAUUGAGGACACUGAAGAUUGAGGUUGAGGAGCUGAAAGAGUUAGAUGAAGAGAGGGAGAAGUAUUACAAGGUGAAAUGUUCAGAGAUGAAUGAGUUUAUGCAAAAUGUUGAGAGGUUUAGAUCAGAGAACCGGUUACAAAUCGAGAACCUGCGAAACCGAAUCAAGGAGCUUAACUCAACGUUCGAGGAAAGUCAUCAGAAGAACAUUUAUCUACAGAACAUAAAUUAAGGACGUGUAUAUAAGCAUAAUCUAUACCGGAGAAGAAGAAGUCACGAAACAAAGUUAAAAAGAAGAAAUUUUUUGGUGUAGUGAAUUCGAAGAGCAAUAUGAUGAAUAUUGGUUACAUUUUAACCAUCGUGUUUGUUGGUCUCAUCCUCAUCUCGGCUUUUGUGGCGUGUUUCUAUUGCGCCAAACGAUUACUCAAAUGUUGUGGCGGAGAGGAAGAUUCGCCUGCUACUGCUACUGCGUCUACGUCUACCUCUACGUCUUCUGCGUCUGCGUGAUCAACUUUUAGUUAUUUGUUUUGGUUUGUUUCUUUUUCUUUCAAUGAUUUUAGAUUAGUAACCUAAAGGCAUAGCAGAUCGAUAAUGAGACUCGGCAAAAUUUUUAUCUUUAUACCGCUGCUUAAUAAUUAAGUUUUCACUUAUUUAAUGAUAUUGUACCUCUAUUCUUGAUCUUUCAAUGAUUUUGUUAAAC